AACGAGCCGUGUGUUUGGUUUUUUUGUUGUUUAGUUUCCCUUAUAAACGUUUAAUAGUUUGGACCGAAAACGAAAGCUGUUAGUCAGUCUCGUCCGGCUGAUUUGGUUAGUUUAGUGUGAUCGUUAACCGGUUGAGAAGAAAAAUCUUCUUUGAUCACAAAAACUUAAAUACAAAAUCAUAAACGCACGUAAUACGGUGGAAUGUUUUGGUAAAUCGUUUUCUAAUUUUUUUGAUAGUCUUUCGUUAUUAUUAUAUUUUGUAUCUGGCUGACUUGGGUUUUUCGUUGGUGUGUUUUUUUCGAUUGUUAUUAUUUAACACCGUUUUGUCGUGGCUUAAGAGUGUGCAUGACUGAUGCUGUGCUGUGUUUCCAUUCAAAUGUAAAUUAACUUGACUAAGAAGUGUCUAUUAUUAGCCACGGUCGCGGUCAGCCUAAAGAGAUUAAUCUUUUGAACAAAAAUUAAAAUUAAGAAAAAAACAUUUUGUUUUGUUGGAAAUUAUCAUAAUUUAAAUAUUAUUGGGGAUUAAGAGGAAAGAAAUUAAAAAAAAUAGAUAUAUAAAAAUGUUGCUUAGUGUGGUUUUCACCUGCUGGGCUAUUUAAAAUAUAAUAAACCAGCAUCCAGCUAAAACAUCUCUGGGACAGCAGAAAACUUAAAGAGACAAUUUACCGCCAAUCAAAGAAGCCACGGUUUUCAACUUUGAUUUUGCAUUAAGAGGCCCAUUUAAAUAUUACAAAAACCUUAACACAAUUGAUAACAGAAACAAAAAAACUCUUGACUUGCAACUGCAACAACAAACAAAGUUUGCAACACACCAAGAAUUAAAAAAAGAAGUGUUAAAUAUUGCAUUUGCGCAUGCGCAACAAACGUUAUUAUACGAUCGUUUAUGUAUUUUUGAAUAAUGAUGGCACAAUCGCAUUCAAGCAGUCAUUCAUUCUUCUUCGGUCAUGGUGAAUUGAAUAUUUGAAUACAUAGCAGUGGUUUAGCCAAAUGGCCAGCCAGCUACACUUUGAGUGUAAAUGAAAAAUGAAGGUGUUGUUGAUUGUUGCUGCAGUCAAAGGAUGCUAAAAGAUGCUUUUCAACGCCAGCAAGCUCGUUUAGCUGAUGAAUAAUGAUCAUGAUCGCAAUGUGGCCGCAUAUGAAGAAUGAUCUUAAUCAUGACUAAGUUUCUUGCUGCUGUUCUCGAUCAUGAUGAUGAUGAUGGUGAUAUAUGCAAAUUCCCAAUAGGCAUUGUGUUCUUAAGAGACUCUUAAAAUCAAAGUGUUGUCAAGUGUCCAAAGUUUGACUCUGAGUGCUAGUGUGUGUUCUCAGUGUGUUAUAAUUUCCAUAACAACUUAAUUCAUUACCAGCAUCCAAAGCCCCGAAUACAAAAACCAAACCAAAAAAAAAUUAAAUAAAAAUAAAUAAAGAAAAAUACAAAAUCGUUUGGAACACCAUGCAGAGCAGGCCUUAAUGAAACGUUAAAUAAAUGUGUGAAAAAAUAAUAACACAAAAAGAAAUAUAUAAAAAAAACGUAACAAAAAUCUUUUGAAUAAGCGAAAAGUGCGUGUUAAGCCAAAAAAUAAAUAAAAAAACCUCCGAAUCAAAACAAAAUUUAUCAAGUGAAUUAAAAAGUAAAAAAAAAAAAUAUUGUAAACCAUAAAUCAAUAAAUCCCGCCACUUAUAUAACGAACCGUUUAUUUAAUUCAAAAUAAAUAAAUUGAAAUUUCAAUGAAAUUUUAUCAAGUGUCAAAAUCGAAAUUAUUGUCGUCGUCGAUCAGCAUAAUAUGAGAAAACGACGCACGAGUACUGUCAAGACAUGUGGUAUAAACGUAAUAAGCUCUUGAUAUUUUUGCUUUGGAUAAUGAAAAUAAGAUUAGUAUCCAGUUUUACAUCAUCACUUCUAUGUGCCCGUAUACCUGGCUUAACGCCCCAGCAAAGACAACUUUGCACUGAAUCUCCAGAUGCUUUGAUUGCCUUGGGCGAGGGUCAUCAAUUAGGCGCACAAGAAUGUCAAUAUCAAUUCAGAGGUCAUCGCUGGAAUUGUACACAAGUGUGGAAGAAGGAUGUAUUUGGGCAUGUCAUGUUUGUGGGAUCUCGAGAAGCUGCCUUCACCUAUGCGAUAGCAAGUGCGGGAGCAGCUCAUGCAGUAACAGCAGCUUGUGCCAGAGGUAAUAUUUCGCUGUGUGGUUGUGAUGUUCGCCACAAGCCCACUUCGCGCAAAGGUUCACAGGCAGGUUUCGACAGUGCACCGGGUGAGGCUCAACAGCCAUGGAAAUGGGGCGGAUGUUCGGCUGACAUUGAAUUUGGCAUGAAAUUUGCACGUAAAUUUCUGGAUGCCCGCGAAAUUGAGGGAGAUGCUAGAAGUUUAAUGAAUUUACACAAUAACCGAGCAGGAAGAAGGCUGGUUAAAAAUCUUUUGAAAACCGAUUGUAAAUGUCAUGGUGUCUCGGGGUCUUGUGUUAUGAAGACCUGCUGGAAAAGUUUACCCUCAUUUCGUGUAGUGGGCGAUGUUUUAAUGAAGAAAUACACUAAAGCCAAAAUUGUUCAAGCCGCCAAAGGCAAAAAUGGACUGAAAUUAGUUUUAAGCAAAAAAAAUCGUGCCGGCAAGGUUAUGAAUUUUCCCAAACGCAUGGAUUUGGUUUAUCUGCAAACGUCACCCAAUUAUUGCGAGCGUAAUGUGCAGGAAGGUGUACAGGGUACUCAGGGUCGUGUUUGUAAUCGCACCUUGCAUGGACCUCAAAGCUGUGAUUUACUCUGUUGUGGGCGUGGCUACAAUACACACUCAAUACGACGCACCACCCAGUGUCGUUGUCAAUUCAAAUGGUGCUGUCAAGUACAAUGUGAUGUCUGUGAAGAGAAUUACGAAGAAUUCACUUGUAAAUAAAACUUUAUCAAUCUCACACAAAAUUAUAUUCAAAUUUAUUAAAUUUUGGUUGUAAUUAUACAUACGUACUUACAUUAUAUUAUUUUAUUUUAUUAUCUUUAUUAUUACGAUUAUAUUUUAUUAUUAGAUGUACGAUUUUUUUUCUAAAUGAAGCUAUUGUUGUUUAUAAGUUCGAUGUGUAGUUUAAUGAAAUUUUAACUUAUUUUCUUUUAUAAUUAGUUUUGUAUUAGGUUUUGCAACAGAAAAAGUAGAUAAUAAAGAAUAAUUAAUACGAAUGUAAAAAAUUAAAAAUAAAAAAAUCGAUCACACAAACGAUAUUUAAUAAAGAACAAACGAAAAAUCAUGAAAUUGAAA
Molecule: messenger RNA, 3217 nt
Organism: Calliphora vicina (urban bluebottle blowfly)
Lineage: Eukaryota; Metazoa; Arthropoda; Insecta; Diptera; Calliphoridae
Gene: Wnt2
Product: Wnt oncogene analog 2
Exons: 5
Coding region: 1796-2863 (355 amino acids)
Biological process (GO): multicellular organism development; cell fate commitment; positive regulation of JNK cascade
Cellular component (GO): extracellular region
Molecular function (GO): frizzled binding; cytokine activity
Source: RefSeq, a predicted model, not a curated record